Messenger RNA from Culicoides brevitarsis, 2177 nucleotides. It is a transcript of the gene OstDelta, whose product is annotated as dolichyl-diphosphooligosaccharide--protein glycosyltransferase subunit 2. The transcript has 3 exons. Lineage: Eukaryota; Metazoa; Arthropoda; Insecta; Diptera; Ceratopogonidae. Bases 91 to 1977 code for a protein of 628 amino acids. The record is from RefSeq and is a predicted model, not a curated record. Gene Ontology annotation, cellular component: membrane; oligosaccharyltransferase complex. Gene Ontology annotation, biological process: protein N-linked glycosylation.
CCGACACGUCAGUCCGAUAAAUCGUCAAACAUUUGGAAAUCUGGAAAAAAUCUCAAAUUUCACGGGUAAUAAGGCGACUCUCUCCUCGCAAUGAUGUACAAAGCAGUGAUUUUAUUCGUGCUUGCUUGUGUGAUCGCCUCGUCAACGGGUCUGCGAACGGUCCAGCAAUGCCUUUCUGACGUCGACACCGCCAGAUAUAAUCAAGUUUUUGCCGAUGGCUUGAAAUCCUCCGAUCUCCAAGGAAUUUAUUAUUCCGCAAUUAACCACAAAACCGUGACCGAUGCCGAAAAGAAGGAUGUUUGCAAGCGAUUGCCCACACUUUACACCGAUUCCAAACUAAAUGAGUUCGAAAAGAACUUUUACCUCGUUGGAACGCACAAACACUUCGGAUGUACGGAAAAAUAUCCCUCGGAAGUAGAUGCCAGCAUCAAAUUCGCCUUCAGCAAAAAUAGUUCGACAACGCAGGAAGUUUAUUUCAACUUUUUCACCGCAAAAGCGCUGAAAGUCAACUUGCCGAAUGAGAUGUUGUUGCAAAUUAGUCGCAAUUUGCAGCUCGUUUUGAAGAAAGAUGACUCUUUGAGCUCCGUAGCUCAUGCUUUUUAUGUCGCCGCUGAACUAGGCACGCACGGAGAAUUCGCCUGGAAGCGUGUUGAAAGCACUUUAGCUCAAGCUGACGAAGUUGAUGGCAAAUUUUUGCAAUUUGAAGGUGGUUUGAGCAUUACAGCGUCAGUUAUUAGCAGCAUUUUCAAAUUAUCCGCAAAUUUGAAGAAAGAAGUCCCCCUGACAACGGAACAAGCUACCAAAUUCACUGCCUACUUCUUGUCGCGUCGCUCCGUUCAAACCCCGAAAGGCGUUUCGUCACUUCUGGAAGUUCUCACAACAGUUUCUGCCAAGCCGAGUCACGCUCCGGUCUGCAUGCGACUUUAUGACAACGGAAAAUUGAAGCCGGAACAAGCAUUAUUGCGAAUUCUCGUCGCUGAUGUCUUUGGAAAGCCUCUUGCUGCGGUGCCAACGGUCAAUGUGAAGAUCGUUGCCAAGCAGGGCAACAAAGAAAUCGAAUCCAAAGCCGCUUUGAGUCAAAUUAAGGCAGAACCAACAACUUUCGUCAUCGAUUUAGCGAAAUAUAACUUGGCAGGUGGUCAUUAUUUGGUCGAUUUGGAUGCCGGCACCUACAAAACGCAAGUUGUCAUUAGUAUGUUGCAAAAAGUGAAGGUUUCCUCGUUCGAAGUUGGCGUUGGAGAUGUCGAAAGUUCCGCUGCCAUCAAAAAACACACCGUUAACCACCCGGAUAAGCUUCGCGAGGUCUUAAACGCCGAUUCGCAACAAAAAAUCGUCUUAAAAGUCGCUCUUGUGGACGAACAAACGAAAGCUCCGUUGACCGUUCAUCAAGUUUUCGUGCGUUUAAGCAACGAACAAACCAAAGAAGAGAUCAUUUUCGUCGCGGAACAAGAUUCCAGCAAAGCAUACAAGUUCGAUAUGGAUGUCGGGGCACGUAGCGCUGACUUUGGACACAAAUCCGGGCAAUACAGCAUGGAAUUGAUCGUUGGAGAUGCGUUACUUGCCAACUCUUUCGUGUGGAAAUUCGCUGAUGCUCAACUAAAAUUCGCCCAGGAACCGUCGAAGAGUGCGCAACCAGUUCGCAAGGCAUUGCCCGAAAUCGCUCACAAGUUCCGCGAACCAGAAUCGAGACCCCCGCGUAUUUUUAGUGACUUGUUUACCGGAUUGUGUGCUGCUCCGUUGCUUAUUUUGGUUGUUUUGUGGCUCAAGUUGAGGGUUAAUGUCUCGAAUUUCCCGUUGUCGUUGAGCGCUCUUGGGUUCCAUGUCGGACUCGGAUCGAUUUUUGCACUUUUCUUGUGUUUCUGGCUCAAGUUGAACAUGUUCACGACACUGAAAUACCUUUUGCCACUCGCUUUGUUCACAUUUUUGACCGGAAACCGACUACUGAGACACAUUGCGGCACGACGAUCGGAAAAAUAGAAGACUGUAAGAGAAUUUUUCAGACAUUCUAGAUACUGUACUACGCGUUUCACAUUUUUUUUUUGUUUUUUUAGCUAAGAAACUCACACAUUUCACAUAAAAAAUUGUCUCUGUUCUCUACUAAAAUUAAUUUGAAUGCGCAUUAUUUGUAACAAAUGAUAAAAAAAAUUAAGAGAUAAUAAACUAAAAAUGAAAAAUUA